Messenger RNA from Onthophagus taurus, 2944 nucleotides. The record is from RefSeq and is a predicted model, not a curated record. NCBI's taxonomy places the organism in Eukaryota, Metazoa, Arthropoda, Insecta, Coleoptera, Scarabaeidae.
UUUGUAUCAUUCUUAUUUUUGUUUUAGCAUAUCGAAGAACUGUAUAGAUUUUGAUGAAGAAGUGGUGAUAAACAAUAAGACUGUAAUGGUAACAUGUCGUGAUGCGAAAUAUUCGCGCUCAAUAGUGUACAGUAACGUCCACGUAGCAAUAACAAUUAGUAACAAACAAUACGUGAACAUGCAAAAAACUAAAGAAUCGUUUACAGCAAAUAACACAAAACCGAUCAGUUUGUUAAUAAUCGGCAUCGAUAGUAUUUCCCGCUUAAACUUUUAUAGAACGAUGCCUACAACGAAGAAGUUUCUAGAUGAAAAUGAUUGGAUCGAGUAUAUAGGUUAUAACAAAAUGGGUGAGAAUACAUUUCCGAAUCUAAUGGCGAUGUUGACGGGGAAAUGUCCUGAUUAUGCGUAUAAACAAUGUGAUCCCACGAUACGUGGUAAAUUGGAAACGUGUCCUUUUAUUUGGAAAGAUUUUAAAAAUCUCGGAUACGUAACGGCGUAUGGGGAAGAUGAGGAUGCGAUAUCUACGUUUAAUUAUAAGAAAAAAGGGUUUGUCAAGAACCCGACCGAUUUUUAUUUCAAAACUUAUAUGCACGGCGCUGCGAAAUUAACGACAAAAAUCGUUGAUGAUAUGCAUUAUUGUACUGGUCCGGAACAAAGCGGAGAGCGAAUUUUAAAUCUAGCAAAAGAUUUUUCAAAAACUUUUUAUGGGCAUCCGAUGUUCGGUUUAUUUUGGAUGAAUAGUUUUAGUCAUAACAGCGUUAAUUCACCCACUCGCCUUGAUAAAAAAGUUGCGUCUUUCUUCAAAGACCUCAAAAACGAUGGAAUUUUAAACGAGGUGAUGAUUAUUUUUGUCAGCGAUCACGGAAUGCGAUUCGGUAAAGUUCGACAAACUACAAGCGGUUGGAUAGAAGAGAGAUUGCCUUAUUUAUACUUCUGGGUACCACCUUGGUUGAGACAAACACGUCCAAAAGAAUACAAUAAUCUUCGAAAUAACGCGAAGCGUUUAACUAGUCCAUACGAUAUGUAUAUGACAAUACAAGAUAUAUUGGUGCUUUCUAAUUUUACUUAUGCUCCUAUACAAAGCGACAGUUGCCCUAUGUGCCAAUCACUUUUUAAAGAAAUUCCAGAGCCUCGAUCUUGCGAAGAAACUGGAAUAAGCACACAUUGGUGCACUUGUAAUGGUUAUGUGCCAAUAAAAACAGACAACAAAUUAGUUGGUCAAUCUGCUAACAUUACCCUACAAUGGAUUCAAUCCAAAAUACAAGAAUUAGUUCCCGGCACAAAUAAAUGCGCAAGUUAUACAUUAGCAAAAAUUAUGAGUGCUAGUUUAUCUGCCGAUUCUAUUAAUACAAAUGAUAACACCACAAGCACGCACAUAUUGUUGAUGUUUGAAACAAAACCUAAAGCUAUUUUCGAAUCAACAGUUACUCUAACAAAAAGUAAUGUUAUUGAUGAUAAUACUAGUAGUAGACAAACCUUUAAGGUAUUAUACGUCAGCAGAUUGGAUGAAUAUAAACCACACAGUGGUUGUAUAGAAGAUGCAAGGGCCAAAAAUUAUUGUUAUUGCAAAAAGCAUUAGAUAAUUAUCGAUAGUUUUUAAUUAAAUGACACAAAUGAACGAAUGCUGAAUAAAUCGUCGAUUUCUUUUUGCUUCGUUUGGAUGUCCCAAAUAAAGUAUGUGGUAAGUAUAGAAAUAUCAUAUAAUAUGAUAAAAUUUACAUAUUAAGUAUAGAACGCCAUUUAUUAGUUUUAAAAAGUUUUUAAUGAAGGUUUUCAUUAAAUCUUUCAAUUUUACAUUAAUGUUCAGUAAAAUGUGGGCAGUGAUAGCCCCACAAUGUAAGUUCUGGUCGAAACAAACUCCAAGUUUGCAAAUAAUAAUCAACAGCGAUAUUUGUUGUCCAACUGUAGAAAUCAGGUUGUUGCAUGACAAUGCAAGACCGCACACCGAAGGCUUCAGAAACACAAUUGGGAACUUCUUGUCCGUUGAACUUCAUUUGUAAAAAAUUUGAAAACGACAAUGAGCUUCAAGAUGAAGAAAGGCAGUUUUUAAGAACUUCGAUCGCACCUUUUACGAAUACGGUAAUUGGAGGCAGAGACAAUAACAAAUAGUAUUCAAUAACAAAGAACAAUAGAUUAUAAUAGAGUUAAAAGACCACAAGAUUGGUGUCUGCGUACUACAAGAAACCAAAAAAAAAGGGGAGCUAGACAAAGAAUGUAUGAAGAUUACAUAAUAAUAUAUAGUGAAGUGAAUAAAGACACUAAAUAACCAGUCAGAUAAAUUAAGAACAAACACUGGGAAAUCUUCUCUAAAAGAAUGCAAAAUGACUUCUACAUGUUACAGAAGCAAAUUUGGCAAUUAAUUAAAAGUCAAAGAAUGAAUGAAGAACGAAGGAGUAAAUGAAUUCGUUAGCAAUAGGCACACAGAAAAAGAUCUUCACCGCCAUUAUUUAUGGCACUAUAGCCCAGUGCAAGUCCUGGUUUCCCAAACUUUCCUCCUCCGACCUGAAUAAAAAAAGUGAAUAUGUUCGGAUAUGAGAAGUUGUGUAUAUUUUUUUUUGAAAUGUUUAAUUUAGACAACGAUCAAUCAUGUUAUUCUAGUUUACUUUGAUUGGACGCUUUUUCGUUUUAAUGGCAAAUAGGCUCGACUUCCAGAGAUUGUUAUAUCCUCUAUUGCCUUUUUUGUGUUAUUUCAUUCUUAUGGAUGUUUUCAGCACUGUUCUGGCCAAUAUGGUCCUAUAAAGUAAUAAAAGAACAUCCAAUCAUAUCCCUCAUAGAAUACCUACAUGUCUUUCGGUUGAAAGUCAUAUUGUUAUUAAAUAUAAAAAACACUUCAGCGAUAUAUGUACGUAUGCAUACAUAUAUUGGAUAUUGAACAGUUGUCAUUCCAAUUAAAUUAGAAUAUAUGAAUGGGUGAGCAGAAGACAGAUAAGAGUUUACAGUGGAA